Molecule: messenger RNA, 1223 nt
Organism: Spea bombifrons (plains spadefoot toad)
Lineage: Eukaryota; Metazoa; Chordata; Amphibia; Anura; Pelobatidae
Product: matrilin-4-like
Exons: 6
Coding region: 125-1189 (354 amino acids)
Molecular function (GO): calcium ion binding
Source: RefSeq, a predicted model, not a curated record
UUUGUUUUUACCUCCCCAGAAUUAAAAACCUGCACAGCUCUCUCCAGACCUCAAUCCAGGAUAGCAAAGAGAAGGGAGACAUAACUUUACAUAAAUCCGUAUUAAGACGUCUCCGAGCUUUGAGAUGAAGCUGCUUUGCCUCUCAACGUUUAUUUUUGUCAUUCUGGCAAAACUGGAAGCGAGACCACAGGUUGCAGCACAAAAAUGUAAAACUAGCCCCAUGGACCUUGUCUUUAUCAUUGACAGCUCAAGAAGCGUUCGGCCAUUUGAAUUUGAAAGUAUGAGAAAGUUUAUGAUUGAUAUCAUUAAUUCACUUGAAAUCGGUCCUACAAAAACACGGAUUGGAGUUGUGCAAUACUCCAGCCAAGUACAAAAUGUGUUCUCUCUCAAGACAUUUUCCAACAAGUCAGACAUGGAAAAGGCCAUAAACGACAUCAUUCCUUUGGCACAAGGAACCAUGACGGGUCUCGCCAUACAAUAUGCCAUGAAUGUUGCAUUUACUGUUGAGGAAGGAGCUCGACCUUUAGAGAAAAGGAUUCCAAAAGUCGCCAUUAUUGUGACCGACGGCAGACCUCAGGACCGUGUUACGGAAGUUGCCGCUCAGGCCCGGGAUUCUGGUAUUGAAAUCUACGCUGUCGGUGUUCAAAGGGCCGAUGUAAAUUCUUUGAGGGCCAUGGCUUCUGCGCCUCUUGAUGACCAUGUUUUCCAUGUAGAGUCAUUCGAUCUGAUUCAGCACUUCGCUAUUCAGUUCCAAGAUAAACUAUGCGAUGUGGACAUGUGCACAGAAAUGGACCACGGAUGUCAGCAUAGCUGCGUCAAUGUUCCCAGCUCUUAUUAUUGUGAAUGUAAUGCAGGGUACAAGCUAAACGCAGAUGGGAAAACCUGUUCUGUGAUUGAUUUGUGUGCCCAAGGAAAUCAUGGCUGCGAACAACUGUGUGUUAGUUCCCCGGGCUCUUACUCCUGUGCCUGCAGUAAAGGUUAUAAACUAAACAACGAUAAGAAGACUUGCUCGAUGAUAGAUCUGUGCGCCCAAGGAAAUCACGGAUGUGAACAACUUUGUAUCAGCUCCCUCGGCUCCUAUUCUUGUGCCUGUCGGACAGGAUUUCAACUGAACAACGAUAAAAAGACUUGCACAAGUAAGAGGACGUUUUUCUGUAAAGUUGGAUUUUGUUUGGUAUCUUUAAUCUAGGUAUGAAUUUCAAGAACACGUUUCAACGAAGGCA